CUGCCAGCCACCUUCUUCAAAUCAUCGGUCCGGCAUAUUUUCGGUAUAUUUUACGGGUAUAGGCUGGUAUUAUUUAUUUAACAUUGUAACAAUCGAAGUGCUCUAAUAUUUUCAAACACUAACACUGAGUUGACCGCUCUACGCUGUGAACUACGCUAUCUUGCUUCUACAACUGUUCAGCCUAUUUUAAGAGUCAGGCUCCACAGAAAGAGCAGCAGUGCGCGGCUGACAUAAUAGCAUCACUCUGGAAGGCUCGUACUACUUGGCAGCUCUUUGCCUUCAAAUGACUAUGAACAUUUCUUCUCGUCCAAAAGAUUCAAAAUCAUUUGUGUUUUUUCCCCUCGUAAAGACGCUGCCGGUCGCUGCUUCUUCAAUGUGAAUUGACCCUAAGUUUUAUUAACAAUUAAGCACAAUUAUCAGAUCAGGAAGUCUAUAAACCUCUAUUUUAGUUACUAUCUGAUGUUUCUCUAACAAAUUAAAUUUUAAAAGCAACAUUUAAAAAAAUAAUUAAUAAGAUAUACAUAUUUUGUACCUGAAUACAUAUUUGUUAUACGGAAUCCUAAACAGCCGCAUCGAUAUCUGUUUUUUUUCUCGUUCUAAAGCCAUUUAUACUUGCGUUUAGUACGAGUCGGCUGCGUCAGUCUUUUCAGCCCAUCUGAUUAAUAAUUCAAUGAGUUCAGAGGUUCUACAUUCAUUCAUAUGCAUACUCAUAGGAGCUACGUAUCAUCCACAGUCUUCAGUGCCUACCCGUUAGUUUUAAGUGAUAGACGAUACUUGACGUACUGGCAGAAAAAUAAUAUAAAAUUUUAAUAUCACAAAAAUGUAUCAAGACAACGAAGUUGGCGCCAAAUUGGAGAAGAACAAAUUCGAGUCGUCUAUCAGUGAAUUGAAGAAGAAAACUUUUGUAUCGCAAGCUGAUAUACAGAGCUAUGGGGAAAGCUGUGUAACUCCUGAAUAUCAGGAAGCUUACCGCCGCUCAAUAGAUGACCCUGAAGGCUUCUGGGGUGAAGUGGCCCAAGAGCUGAAGUGGACCAAGCCAUGGGAACGUGUGCUGGACAACAGCAACCCUCCUUUUACGAAAUGGUGGGUAGGCGGCGAGCUGUCAGUAUGCUACAACGCAGUGGACCGCUUCGUGGAAAACGGCAAGGGGGACCAGGUGGCACUGGUCCACGACUCACCCUUGACAGACACCGUCAGGAAAAUCACUUACUAUGAGAUUAAAGAACAGGUAUCUCGCUUGGCCGGCAAGCUGACGGAGAUGGGUGUGACGCGAGGAUCCCGAGUGCUGAUCUACAUGCCGCUCAUACCGGAGGCCAUGAUGGCCAUGCUGGCCACCAACAGAAUUGGGGCUAUACACUCAGUUGUGUUUGGAGGUUUUGCCGCGAGGGAACUCCGAACAAGGAUAGAGCACGCUGAACCUACUGUCAUCAUAGCGGCCAGCUGUGGGGUGGAGCCAAACAAAAUCGUCAGAUACAAAGACAUUCUUGACGAGGCUCUCUGCCAGUCUGAACACCAGCCUGCAGCCUGUAUCAUUUACCAGCGGCGGCGCGUACUGGAGUGUAGCCUGGAGCCAGGCCGCGACAUCACCUGGGAACAGGCCAUGGAGUCCGACCCUGUGCCCUGCGUGUCCGUCGAGGCUAACGAACCGCUUUACAUUUUAUAUACGUCAGGCACAACAAGCGCACCAAAAGGCAUCCAGCGCCCAUGUGGUCACGCGGCCGUGCUGUGCUGGUCCUUACGCCAGGUGUACGGGCUGAAGCGCGGCGUGUGGUGGGCCGCGUCAGACCUCGGAUGGGUGGUCGGACACUCCUACAUAUGCUACGGUCCCCUCCUGGCGGGAGUCACGUCAAUCCUCUAUGAAGGGAAACCAGACAGGACCCCCGAUCCUGGACAGUAUUUUAGGAUUAUAGAACAGCAUCGAGUGAACGCCCUCUUCACGAUCCCCACUGCCAUCAGAGUGUUGAAGCGAGCUGACCCCAACGCCAAGUACGCCAGGAGAUACUGCAACAAAUCACUAAAGACUGUCUUCAUUGCCGGCGAACACUGCGACCAAGAUACCAGGGUAAGUACUAAAAGAGCAAUGUAUUGUUGUGAAACUUAUGACGUAUUACGUUUGAAUAUUUCUCGUUGAAAGUGGACGAUUUAAGAACUGCUAAAACUGCAGCCGAAGAUAGAUCUCGAUGGCGUGCAAUUGGGGAGGCCUACGUCCAGUAGUGGACGAAUAUGGGCUGACGAUGAUGAUGAUGAAAACUGCUAAGAUCUAUAUACAUCUAGGUAUAAUUUCUACGUUAAGAAGAAUUCAGUUUAUUAUAAACUCCUAAGUUACCAAGUCCUAAUAAGUUACACGUUAUAAGAUUCAAUAGGAUCCAGGAUUUUAAUUAAUCUGAAAGUGCUAAUAGACCUCUAAUUUAUUUUUGCCACACUCGUACUUGAAACGGGUUAAAUUUGUCUCUUGAAUUGUUUCUAGCAGUCCAAAAGUUUUUGUAUAAUUCUGCUGUACGUGUAUGUCACUAAUCUUCUCCUAAAUAGCUGGACCGAUGUUGAUAUAUUCUUUGUACGCGUUCUGGUGGCGCCUUUGAUGGUUUGAAUUCACAAAUCCGCGGUACAUAGUUCUUCGAAUCAGCUAGUGUCAUAAACAAACCAUUACGUAAAUAUAUAAUAU
Molecule: messenger RNA, 2662 nt
Organism: Trichoplusia ni (cabbage looper)
Lineage: Eukaryota; Metazoa; Arthropoda; Insecta; Lepidoptera; Noctuidae
Product: acyl-CoA synthetase short-chain family member 3, mitochondrial-like
Exons: 8
Coding region: 821-2131 (436 amino acids)
Source: RefSeq, a predicted model, not a curated record